Molecule: messenger RNA, 2829 nt
Organism: Cryptococcus wingfieldii CBS 7118
Lineage: Eukaryota; Fungi; Basidiomycota; Tremellomycetes; Tremellales; Cryptococcaceae
Exons: 6
Coding region: 1-2829 (942 amino acids)
Source: RefSeq, a predicted model, not a curated record
AUGUCCGCCCCGCCCCUGCUCCAGCCGCAGAAUAUACGCCCGCCGCGCGACCACGCACACCAUCCUGCACAACCAGAGCGCGCACACUCGUCCUCGCAACAUGCCCGGACAAACCCACCGUGGCCUGUCUACUACCCUGUAGGCGGCACUUCAUAUCUUUUGGAGGGGACCGGCAUCUUUGUCGAUCCCCGUACUGGCGUUGGUCUCUCGGUAUGGAUAGAUCCAUCUCUAGAAGAUUUGUAUGGACUUAUCAAAGUCAUAUGGAAAGAAGGCGGCCACAUAUCUCCCACCCCCGACAGCCCUGCGACCCAACUCCUCCUCGUAUCACCUCACCAAACCCCUACCCUUGAACGAUACUCGCAUCCCGAACGCCUUCCUUCCCUUCGCCACCACAACAUCAAUAUCCCGAAAGAGCCUUUGCCCGGCCGGGAGCUUGCUUGGCAAGUCAAGGUCAUGCUUGACCGGUGCUGGAUUCACCGCUGCCUCACAGCGGGGCACUUUGUCGGGUAUAAAGACGACUGGGGAGGAUGUCGGAUCGGGGGACCUCCGGCUCAUGUCAAGAUGUACCCAUUAGAGCCUAUGAGGUGGCUCAUGCGGUUUGUGGACGGAGGUCUAGCCCUGGACGGGACGGGGAGAGCUGGAGGGGAAAUUUCGCGAGACGCAAUGCGGAGAGAAGGAGAUGAUAGUGAUGAGGACAUUUUGGCCUUGCCCGGCCCUCCGAGGGUUCCCGCCAGUCGAAGCAAUGUAGUUGGGAAUGGAAGACCGCGGGUCGAGAGCGCGGUUUCGUCGAGUAGUCGACCGGUCGCUCAACAGCAUAAUACGGGCACGUUCAAUCGCAAUCCCAAUGCCGGACCGGGGCCCUCCCGAGCUGCAGGAGCUGGAGCUCCUACAGGUUCUCCAGCUCCCGUCCUGCCGGCAAAGCCCAAGACUAUUCCAUCUCCUUCAAAAUACGAAUCUCCUUCUCUUCAUCCAACGCUCCAAGGUUACACCUCUGCGAAAUCCAAGCCCAAGCCUCUCCCAUCCCAAAAUUCUUCCUCGGCUGUUCCAGCCCAGAGUUUCUACCAGGGGAGCGGUCCUCGGCCUUCAAAUAAGGGCAAAACUCCUGCGAGGGAUGAAGAGCAGUCGGCAGAGUCUGAUAGUGACGUUGGUGCCUACGAGUCUGACGGGGAUUGGCCGACAGGCAGCCAGGUGCCAAAGAGCGACUUUGUGUCUAGGGAGACGACGACGUUGAGUGAACUGGACGAGAUCAUGACAAUUGAGAGGAUGUGCUUGGGGCCUGGUAUCAGGGAUAGCUAUUUUAUCGGUCUGCUUCGCAAAAAGUACGGCGCAUACUCCUACGCGGCUUGGCGAGAUAUCUAUAUCUGCUGGUUAUACCAGAACGGCCAAUUCUCCUACCUCUCCGCAUCAUGCCCCGAUUCGCUCGAGUACAGCACGAGGUCCGCUCAAAGACCUAUACAAGCCGAUGAAUAUCACGACGAUACCCCGAGGUAUAUCCCGAUGGAACCCUCGACUUUGAGCUGGAGUGAUGUCAAUCAUGUGUUUGAAAAGGAGAAUGAGAUUAUCUGGAAUGCCAAUCUCAAUUUGGAUGAAACAGGCCACUAUCUGGGGGACAAGUAUGGCGUAUACCUCGGAUCGACUUGGAAAGCAUACUUUACACGCUGGAGGAAGCAAAAGCAAGGCAAACUCAUAGACGAGGACGAACAAGAGCCCGCGCCCAAAGCUCCCGUCAAGCCUGCGGUCCAACGCGCUCCUACUGUAAUCCGGCCCACUCGCGGACCCAAGCGCAAAUCACCCUACUCCCCUCCACCGCCCGCUGCCCGACGAAAGCCUUCCCCGCCUUCCCAACAAAGAUUCCCAGGCCCUUCCCGGCGCAAAUCGCUGGCUCGGCCUAUGGUCGACACGGGGGAAGAGUCUGAUUUGGAUGAUGGGGCAAAGGAUAUUGACUCGGAUGAUGAGCCGGCAGUCAAGACUGGUACGGGGCAAGGGGUGACAGAGUACAUGACGAACGAAACGUUGUGCAAGAUUUUUGAGGAGAGGGAUGCGGAGUGGGAAGGACGGGGCGCAUCGAGGAGUGAAAUUGCCGGGUGGCUGGAGAAAGAGAUCGGUGUCUACAGUGUCGGCUCCUGGCAAAUCUACUACAAUAACUGGAAGACUAAGAAGGGACGUUUUAUCUACCUCGCCAAAGACACCAAACCCAAACCAUCGCCGAAGGUCGUCAAGCCCAGGCCGUCUCUCGUGCCCCCUGCCCCUCCUCUCAUGCGCGCGGCUCCUCGCCCGGCGCCUCGCAAGUCUGCGCCUCGCGCUCCUGCUGUCAGCACCAACCCCCAACCAUCUGCUUCUCGUCCUUCCAUUGGCAAAUCGCCCGCACAGCCCGCGGCCAAGCCCGCAGGACCAAAGAAGCAGAAGAAGCCAAAGGUGGCUGUGGUGCCAAAGAAGAGUUUCACGGAUGAAGAGGAGAAGGCUAUGGCGCAGUAUGUUGUGAAUUACAAUGUGACGACGGUUUUGCCUAGUUAUCUCACUUGGCAGGGCUGGGCUGCCAAUCCCCGAGGCUAUCCCAAGCGUACGCCUACGUCCUACGCCACCCACUGCUGGAAGUUCCGUGAUCGCAUGGAGGCCCUCGUUGCACAGUUCAAGGGUACGCCCAACGACACUCGCUGGCACGGCCAACUCGCCAAAGGCGGUCCGGGUACCAAGGAUAAGGACAGGACGCUCACGGUGGAUCCGAGCGAUAGACUGGCGAUGGCGAUGGCCUUGGCGGGGGUGGAUAUGGAUACAGAUGAGGAAGAAGAGGUGGUGGUGGAUGCGGACGAAGAGCUGGAGUCUGAAUAA